CGUUGUCGUUUCCUACACGAGUUCGUAGUGAAAACACUAUUUAUUUGAUGCGAUAAAAAGCCCGCACUUUUUGCGGAACUCCGGGGCAAUUGGCUUGGUGCUCAGUCGGUGUUAGGAGCUGAUAAAAGGCGGUUUAAUUGCCUCACUGAUUGGAUUAGUUCGCAAUAUGGAUUGUAGAAUUUUACUUUGUUUCGCUGUUAUAUUCAGCAGUCACGUACUAGCCUAUCGAAUAAAUAAGGAAGAUUUACCAAACGAUAGCUUCUAUGAUGACGACGAUUACGAUUAUUCCUACGACGACGUGGACACACGAAAAGAAAAUAAUGUAAAACCAAUUGAACAAAAUAAAAACAACACCACACCGAAAACAGCAACAUACGAGGUAACUGAAGAUGUUGACGAUAUCCCAAAUCCUAGCACCAAAUUCGGUCCGAUAUUUACGAAUUUCUCUACACCAAGACCUUUAAACAAUGCAAGUUUAAACGUUCAACGUCCUACAGAAAAACCAGACAGUAAUUCUGAAAGUAACGAUUUAAAUAAUCCCAAUGAAGGUAAAGGUAAAAAAAACUCAUAUAGUAUACUACACGUGAAAGCCGAGUAUGACGAUCCACCAAACACACCUUUAAAUUGGGGAGACAGUCAUGUACAUAAACUUGGUAUAAAAGAUUACAUUUAUGGUAUAUCGAAAGGUAUUUAUAAUAAAAUAACAAAGUUAUUUAAUAAACAUGAUUGUAAUGAUGAUAAACAUGUAUUUAGAACAGAUGACUUUGAAGAAUCACAUAAGUUUCGAAGCGAAAAUACCAAGACGGAAAAUGGACAGAACUUUGUACAUGAAGUUCACGGUGAUACUUAUUUACUUAGUGAUUACGAAUAAAUA
Molecule: messenger RNA, 874 nt
Organism: Papilio polytes (common Mormon)
Lineage: Eukaryota; Metazoa; Arthropoda; Insecta; Lepidoptera; Papilionidae
Exons: 2
Coding region: 167-871 (234 amino acids)
Source: RefSeq, a predicted model, not a curated record